AGACACGGUCCUGGAGCGCGCGCCCACGGACAGGCCAUGGGUCCAGGAGAGAGGCUGAGCACGCCGAGCCCAACCCCCGUUGGAAUAUUCGGGCGCGUCCUGCCUUUCCCUCCCCAACCUCUCGCCUCGCCUCCUGUCGCGUUUCCCAUUCCCAUUCCGAACUCGCGAACCCACCACCUCCCUCCCGCGCCGCCUCUCUCGGAUCAGAUCAAAGCCGAACACCAACUCCUCCUACUAGGCUUUGUGAAACCCUCAGCACUGUGGAUUUGAAGGGCUAGCGUUUGGUCGCUCCUCUCACGGCGAGGCUUUCUCUCUCAGCUCGUGUUUCAGACAUGAUGUCGCGGUCGUACACCAACCUGCUCGAUCUCGCGGAGGGCAACUUCGCGGCGCUGGGCCCGGCCGGCGGCGGGGGGAGGCGGAGGCAGGGGUCGUUCGGGCUGAGAAGGAUGUCGAGGGUGAUGACGGUGCCGGGGACGCUGUCGGAGCUCGACGGCGAGGACGAGUCGGAGCCCGCGGCGACCAACAGCGUCGCCUCCGACGUGCCCUCGUCGGUGGCGGCUGACCGGCUCAUCGUCGUCUCCAACCAGCUGCCCGUCGUCGCGCGGCGACGACCCGACGGCCGCGGGUGGUCUUUCUCCUGGGACGACGACUCGCUGCUCCUCCAGCUCCGCGACGGCAUUCCUGACGAGAUGGAGGUUCUCUUCGUCGGUACCCUCCGCGCCGACGUCCCCGUCGCCGACCAGGAUGAGGUGUCCCAGGCGCUGCUCGACCGAUUCCGCUGCGCGCCGGUGUUCCUCCCCGACUACCUCAACGAACGCUUCUACCACCGCUUCUGCAAGCGCUACCUCUGGCCUCUGUUCCACUACAUGCUCCCCUUCUCUUCAUCCGGGUCCACUGCCACCACCUCUUCCUCAACCCCCGCAUCCUCGUCCGGCAACGGCCGCUUCGACCGCAGCGCGUGGGAGGCGUACGUGCUGGCCAAUAAGUUCUUCUUCGAGAAGGUAGUGGAGGUCAUCAACCCGGAGGACGACUACGUCUGGGUUCACGACUACCACCUAAUGGCGCUGCCCACCUUCCUCCGCCGCUGCUUCAACUGCCUCCGCAUCGGAUUCUUCCUCCACAGCCCCUUCCCCUCGUCGGAGAUCUACCGCACCCUCCCUGUUCGCGAGGAGAUAUUAAAGGCGCUGCUCAAUUGCGACCUCAUUGGGUUCCACACUUUCGAUUACGCCAGGCACUUCCUCUCGUGCUGUAGUAGGAUGCUGGGGAUUGAAUACCAAUCAAAGCGUGGGUACAUUGGAUUGGAUUACUUUGGCCGCACUGUUGGGAUCAAAAUCAUGCCGGUGGGAGUUCAUAUGGGUCAACUGCAGUCGGUUCUGCGCUUGCCCGACAGGGAGUGGAGACUUUCCGAGCUGCAGCAGCAGUUUGAGGGGAAAACAGUCUUGCUUGGCGUGGAUGAUAUGGAUAUCUUCAAGGGGAUCAAUUUGAAGCUUCUUGCGUUUGAGAAUAUGCUGAGGACACAUCCCAAGUGGCAGGGGCGAGCAGUGUUAGUGCAGAUUGCUAAUCCGGCCCGCGGAAGGGGUAAGGAUCUGGAAGCCAUCCAGGCUGAGAUUCAGGAGAGCUGCGAGAGGAUUAAUGGAGAGUUUGGCCAGUCGGGGUAUAGCCCCGUUGUUUUCAUUGAUCGUGAUGUGUCUAGUGUCGAGAAGAUUGCAUAUUACACGAUAGCAGAAUGUGUGGUGGUGACUGCUGUGAGGGAUGGGAUGAACUUGACACCAUAUGAAUACAUUGUCUGUAGGCAGGGAGCUCCAGGAUCUGAGUCCAUAUCAGAGGUGAGCGGGCCAAAGAAGAGUAUGCUGGUUGUAUCAGAGUUCAUUGGAUGCUCACCGUCAUUGAGUGGUGCAAUUCGGGUUAAUCCUUGGAAUAUAGAGGCAACCGCAGAGGCGAUGAAUGAGGCUAUUUCAAUGCCAGAACAGGAAAAGCAGUUGAGGCACGAGAAACAUUACCGUUAUGUCAGCAGCCAUGACGUUGCUUAUUGGUCAAAGAGCUUCAUCCAAGACUUGGAAAGGGCCUGCAAGGAUCACUUUAGGAGGACUUGUUGGGGCAUAGGGUUGGGUUUUGGUUUCAGGGUGGUGGCCUUAGACCCUCAUUUUACAAAGCUUAACAUGGAUUCAAUUGUUGGUGCUUAUGAGAUGUCAGAGAGCAGGGCUAUAUUGCUUGACUAUGAUGGAACUUUGGUUCCUCAGACUUCCAUCAACAAGCCACCUGAUGCAGACGUUUUGAGCAUCAUCAAUACCCUCUGCUCAGAUAGGAGGAACAUUGUUUUUCUAGUCAGUGGGCGAGACAAGGAUAAAUUGGGAGAGUGGUUUGCCUCGUGUCCAAAGCUGGGAAUUGCAGCAGAGCAUGGUUACUUCUUAAGGUGGGCCAGAGAUGAAGAGUGGCAAGCUAGCACCCAGGCUAUGAACUUUGGAUGGAUGCAAAUGGCAAAGCCAGUGAUGAAUUUGUAUACGGAAGCAACUGAUGGAUCCAAUAUUGAGACCAAGGAAAGUGCUUUGGUGUGGCACCAUCAGGAUGCUGACCCAGGCUUUGGAUCCUCACAGGCAAAGGAGAUGCUUGAUCACCUUGAAAGUGUACUAGCAAAUGAACCAGUCACUGUCAAGAGCGGUCAGUUCAUUGUUGAAGUCAAACCUCAGGGAGUAAGCAAGGGAGUAGUUGCUGAGAGGAUACUCACAUCAAUGAAGGAGAGAGGAAAGCAGGCUGAUUUCGUAUUAUGCAUUGGUGAUGACAGGUCGGAUGAGGACAUGUUUGAAAACAUAGCCGAUAUCAUGAAGAGGAGUAUAGUUGCUCCAAGAACAGCAUUGUUUGCAUGCACUGUCGGACAAAAACCAAGCAAAGCCAAAUUCUACCUGGAUGAUACAUUUGAAGUGGUCACCAUGCUGAGCGCACUGGCAGAUGCCACAGAACCUGAACUGGAGACCGAUUGGUCCGAUGGAUUGGCUGCAUCUGUCUCCUUGCUUGAUAUUGGUGAUGAACAAACAGAAUCCAGUGAUAGACCGAUUGGUGGAGGAUCGUAGCCAAGGUUUGCUUUACACCUGCAGAGUAUGAUGAUUGAUUCGACAGUAUCUUCUACACAUUUUUCUGAUGGAUGAAGUUGGGUACUCAAGAAAUGACUAACAGCAGGGCCUCCGAAUGCUCCAGAGGGAAGCUUCUCAAUUUGCUGGACUCCACGAGUUUCUCCAGUCCGGCAAGAUCUUUUCCUGUAAGACGUAGGUCCGUAUGUCCAUAGCUGACCCGCCGACUUUCUCUGCACGUUUCUCUUUUAACUUUUUUUUUCACCUGGUUGAAGUGAACAGAAAGUUUCACAAAAGGCAAGUGAACUGUGUUUUUUUAGAUAAUGGAAAGUUCAUUCCAGUCUCUGCAUUUUGUAAUGGAUGCAGCCUGGUCCUUAUUACAAUUUCAGCAUGUACCUAAGUUCAAGGGGUAAUAUUGUAAUUACAGGACUGAAUAUGUUAAGGAAGAGUAAUAUUAAGGGUCCACCCGUGCAUUGCAA
This is a messenger RNA of Phragmites australis (common reed), 3544 nucleotides long. RefSeq names its product probable alpha,alpha-trehalose-phosphate synthase [UDP-forming] 7. The transcript is spliced from 3 exons. Gene Ontology annotation, biological process: trehalose biosynthetic process. The record is from RefSeq and is a predicted model, not a curated record. Lineage: Eukaryota; Viridiplantae; Streptophyta; Magnoliopsida; Poales; Poaceae. Gene Ontology annotation, molecular function: catalytic activity. The coding region runs from base 333 to 3068 and encodes 911 amino acids. Gene Ontology annotation, cellular component: cytosol.